Molecule: messenger RNA, 1038 nt
Organism: Talaromyces amestolkiae
Lineage: Eukaryota; Fungi; Ascomycota; Eurotiomycetes; Eurotiales; Trichocomaceae
Exons: 2
Coding region: 1-1038 (345 amino acids)
Molecular function (GO): oxidoreductase activity, acting on the CH-CH group of donors, NAD or NADP as acceptor
Source: RefSeq, a predicted model, not a curated record
AUGCCAGAAAACAGAGCUCUCUUCUUCAGCGAUAUCCCCUCGGGGCUGCCUGUCGCAGGCAAGGAUCUCACCCUUGAGUCUGUGCCAUACCCCGAGGAAGCGCCUGCGGACGGCAUCAUCCUGAAGAACAUAUACGCCAGUUUCGACCCGUAUCUCCGAGGUCGUAUGCGAUCCCCCGAAAAAAAAUCCUAUGCGCCCCCCUUCGAACUCCACAAACCCAUCGCCAACAGCCAAAUUGCCCUCGUCACGAAGUCCAACAAUGCCAACUUCAAAGAAGGUGACCAUGUAGUCGGCAUGCUGCCCUUUCAGGAAUACGUCGCCCUGAGUGGUCAGCAACUCGCUGCGCUGAAACCGCUACAGAACCCACUGGGUCUUGAGGACAUUCGUGUCUUCCUCGGUGCGUUGGGUAUGCCUGGCUUGACUGCGUAUUCAUCCCUGUAUGAAAUCGGAAAGCCGAAAAAGGGGGACACAAUUUUUGUGUCUGCUGCUAGUGGCGCGGUGGGUCAAUUGGUUGGGCAACUUGCCAAGCAUGAAGGGCUCAGAGUCAUUGGUAGCGUUGGCUCAGAUGAGAAGUUGGAGUUUAUCCUCAAGGAUUUGGGCUUUGAUGCUGGAUUUAAUUACAAGAAGGAAAGUCCCGCACAGGCACUGCAGCGAUUGGCCCCUGAAGGGUUGGAUAUUUACUAUGACAAUGUUGGCGGAGAUCAUCUCGAGGCUGCGUUGGAUGCAAUGAAGGCGUACGGACGUGUGAUUGUGUGCGGUCUGAUUGCGGGCUACAACCAGAAGCCUGAAGAGAUUCACCCUUUGCGCAAUUAUGGACAGAUUCUGUGGAAGAGAUUGACUGUCCGUGGUUUCUUGGUGGGUGAUAAGGGAAUGGGCGAUAAGUAUGCCGAUGAGCACCGAGAGCGUGUCUCGAAAUGGAUCAAGGAGGGUACUUUCAAGGCUGUGACCUGGGAGGUUCAGGGCAUUGAGCAGGCUGCUGAUGGAUUGUUGGCUCUCUUCACUGGACGGAAUUUUGGCAAGGCUGUGUUGAAGUAUUAA